AUGGCGCCGCAACCUUCCAAACUCGUGGAUAACGAGCAGAUAUCCGCCGCAAGCCUGCACAAUCCUCUCCCCGUUUACCUCAAGACUUACGUAUGGCCCUUCACAAUAUUAUGGCCUGUUUUUCUCGCCUUCUACCUCAAUGAGGAUCUCUACGAUGAAUACAUCGACGGCCAAGAGUGGACAUUCGUCUGGAUCACCACAAUCAUUACUCUUCAGUCACUAGCAUGGCUCUCCACGAAAUGGAGUGUCAAUUUGAACACUGUCUUUACCACCAGCAAGGCAACAGGAAUCCAGGAUGCACAGCUCAUCAAGGUCAUCCCCGUGGUCAACUCCGGAGCACCUGCGAUCUGCAAGUUGGACAAGGAGCCUGAUGGACGAAUCUCCUUUGCAUUUCAGAAGAGAAGAUUUUUGUAUUCCCCCGAGAAAGGCACAUUUGCACCAUUGGAAUUCGCGCUUGACCGAGAGGAAAAGCCUCUGCUGCGGGAUUUCCAACUGUCAAAAGGACUGACCUCCGAAGCCGAAAUCGAGACCCUGCACAACCAUUAUGGCAACAACACCUUCGAUAUCCCCAUUCCUACAUUCACUGAACUCUUUAAGGAGCAUGCCGUGGCUCCCUUCUUCAUCUUCCAAGUCUUUUGCGUGGGUCUGUGGUUACUCGACGAUUAUUGGUACUACUCCCUGUUCACUCUGUUCAUGCUGGUUGCCUUCGAAAGCACGGUCGUCUGGCAGAGGCAACGGACCUUGAACGAGUUUAUGGGUAUGAGCAUUAAACCCUACGACAUAUGGGUGUAUCGAGUCCGCAAGUGGGUGCAGAUCACAAGCGACAAGCUACUCCCUGGCGACCUGGUGUCAGUUGGGAGAACCCAGGAAGAUUCCGGCGUGGCCUGCGAUAUGCUCCUUAUUGAGGGCACAGCUAUAGUUAACGAGGCUAUGUUGUCCGGCGAGAGCACACCACUCCUGAAAGAGUCAGUUUUGCUCCGUCCAGGCGACACACCGAUCGAUCCCGACGGCUUGGAUAAAAACGCUCUACUCUGGGGAGGGACCAAGGUCCUACAGAUCACUCAUCCCUCUGCCAGCGAUGAUCCCUCGGAAAAUGUACCAAUAGUCAAGUCUGGGGUACCUCCGCCGCCGGAUAAUGGCGCUUUGGCUAUUAUUCUGAAGACUGGUUUCGAGACCAGCCAGGGCAGCCUUGUACGAACCAUGAUAUUCUCCACGGAACGGGUCUCGGCCAACAAUGCCGAAGCACUGUGGUUUAUCCUGUUCUUGCUCGUCUUUGCACUCGCAGCUUCGUGGUAUGUGUGGCAAGAGGGUGUCAAGAACAAUCGGAAACGAUCCAAGCUGCUCCUGGACUGCAUUUUGAUCGUCACCAGCGUUGUACCUCCCGAGCUGCCGAUGGAGUUAUCGUUGGCUGUCAACACCAGUCUCGCGGCGCUCAGUAAAUUUGCCAUCUUCUGUACCGAACCAUUUCGGAUCCCCUUCGCAGGACGUGUUGAUGUCGCGUGUUUUGACAAGACAGGUACCCUUACCGGUGAAGAUCUCGUUGUCGAUGGCAUUGCAGGCCUCGGGUUAGGGAAACGGGGCGCGCCUACUCAACCCGACGGCGCUCAAUCUACUGUCACCAAAGUGACAGAUUGUGGCAUUUACACGACUCUUGUGCUAGCGACGGCACAUGCCCUCGUCAAACUCGAUGAAGGAGAUAUUGUCGGAGACCCCAUGGAAAAGGCCACGCUUACAGCUCUCAACUGGAGCCUCGGCGAUCAUGACACCUUGACAAGUAGCCCACCACCCAAGUCCAAGAAGCAUCAUGUCUCAACCUCGGGAGCUUCGCAUAUUGUGCAGAUCAAACGGCGCUUUCAAUUCUCUUCUGCUCUCAAGCGUCAAAGUUCGGUGGCUGUCGUAGUGACAACUGAUCCUAAGACUGGACGAAAAGCAAAAGGCACCUUCGUUGGUGUCAAAGGCGCACCGGAAACCAUUCAAAAGAUGUUGGUGGAAACACCGCCCAAAUACGAAGAGACCUUCAAAUACUUCACCCGGAAUGGAGCACGAGUUCUGGCGCUUGGGUACAAGUACCUCUCCACUGAUGCCGAACUUGGUCAAAAACGCGUCAAUGAUCUGAAGCGGGACGAAGUCGAGUCUGGCCUUCAUUUCGCUGGCUUUCUGGUUCUGCAAACGCCACUGAAAGAGGAUGCCAUCCGAGCAAUUCAAAUGCUAAACGAAAGCAGCCAUCGUGUCAUCAUGAUCACCGGCGACAACCCUCUAACCGCGGUUCACGUGGCGAGAGAGGUUGAGAUCGUUGAUCGAGAUUGUUUGAUUCUGGAUGCUCCCGAGCACGAUGACUCUGGCACCAAACUGGUCUGGCGGAGCGUUGAUGAAAAAGUCAUUAUCCCUGUCGAUCCUUCGGCCGAACUUGACCCUCAAAUCCUCAACACCAAGGAUCUUUGCGUCACCGGUUAUGCACUCGCCAAGUUCAGUGGACAAAAGGCCCUGCCUUCGUUGCUUCGACACACGUGGGUGUACGCAAGAGUCUCGCCCAAACAGAAAGAAGAAAUUCUCAUCGGCUUCAAAGACCUCGGCUACACCACUUUGAUGUGUGGUGACGGGACGAAUGAUGUCGGCGCACUCAAGCAAGCCCAUAUUGGUGUUGCCCUGUUGAAUGGUUCUCAAGAUGAUCUCAACAAGAUUGGCGAACAUUUCCGGACCACCAAAAUGAAGGAGAUUUACGAAAAGCAGGUCCAACUUAUGAAACGGUUCAACCAACCUCCACCACCAGUACCGAUUGGCAUUGCACACCUGUAUCCGCCAGGUCCCGGGAACCCUCACCAUGAGAAGGCCAUUAAGGCUCUAGCCGAGAAGAAGGGAAUCGACCUGGAAAAUGGCGACGCAGAGAACGGUACGAUCGAGACAAUCACCUCUCCGGGUGCCCAAGCUAUUCAGCAGUCGAAUGCAAAUCUCACCCCUCAACAACGACGACAGGUCGAAGCGCAACAGAAGGCGGCAGGCUGGGCCGACAAGUUUACAUCGACCAUGCUGGAAAACGAACUCGAUGAUAAUGAGCCGCCCACGAUCAAGUUGGGUGAUGCUUCGGUGGCAGCGCCUUUUACGAGCAAGCUGGCAAAUGUGAUGGCCAUUCCGAACAUCAUCCGCCAGGGCAGGUGUACCUUGGUCGCAACCAUUCAAAUGUACAAAAUUCUCGCCCUGAACUGCUUGAUCAGUGCCUACAGCCUGUCUGUCAUCUACCUCUCGGGUAUCAAGUUUAGUGAUGGCCAGGUCACAAUCAGUGGAAUGCUGAUGUCAGUCUGCUUCCUCUCCAUCUCUCGGGCGAAACCGGUGGAAGCCCUAUCCCGAGAGCGCCCUCAACCAAAUAUCCUGAACGCGUACAUUCUUGGAUCUGUCCUUGCGCAAUUCGCCAUACACUGUGCAACGCUGAUAUACCUCUCAAACUAUGUCUAUUCCCUUGUGCCGCCAGCGGAGGAAGUUGACCUGGAGGGCGAAUUCGAACCCUCCCUCCUCAACAGCGCGGUUUAUUUGAUUCAACUUAUUCAACAAGUCUCGACUUUUGCCAUCAACUAUCAAGGCCGCCCGUUCCGCGAAAGUAUCCGGGAAAACCGUGGCAUGUACUGGGGUUUGUUGGCCUGUUCCUUCGUCGCUUUCUCUGGCAGCACAGAGUUCCUGCCCGAGCUCAGUCAGAAGCUACGCCUUGUCCCCUUCACAAGCGAGUUCAAGUGGGUGCUGACCACACUCAUGAUCGUCGACUUCUGUGGUUGCUGGGCAGUGGAGCAGAUUUUCAAGAACUUGUUCAGCGAUUUCCGACCCAAGGAUAUUGCGAUCAAGCGGCCAGAUCAGGUAGAGAGGGACGAAAGACGAAAGAGAGAGCUAGCGGAGAAGGCGGAGCGAGAGAGGAUUGAAGCCAUCGAAAAGCAGAGAGGCGUCGCCAACAACACGGCCCCUCCAAGAGCAAGGUAG
Messenger RNA from Capronia epimyces CBS 606.96, 3963 nucleotides. Its product is annotated as ATPase. Lineage: Eukaryota; Fungi; Ascomycota; Eurotiomycetes; Chaetothyriales; Herpotrichiellaceae. Gene Ontology annotation, biological process: intracellular calcium ion homeostasis. The transcript has 2 exons. Gene Ontology annotation, cellular component: endoplasmic reticulum membrane. The coding region runs from base 1 to 3963 and encodes 1320 amino acids. Gene Ontology annotation, molecular function: ATP hydrolysis activity; P-type ion transporter activity; ATP binding. The record is from RefSeq and is a predicted model, not a curated record.